AUCAUAACCAUGGCUAGAGCUGUGCGUGUAAUAUUUCAAAACGUAACUUUAUAUCGUUUUGGUAUUAUGAACUAUUUGCAUUGACAAUAUCGGCGCGUGCGUAGUUAAAAUAGUCACAAAAGUGUGGUUCCAUGUCCUUCAGUGGUUACGGGGUUUACCCAGAAUUGCCAACUUAUAUUUAAUUUGGGCCUUUAUCUGUUAUGAGUUACUUUUAAUGUUAUGCCUAUUUAAUAAUUCUUGUUAAAGUUAUGUUUGUUAAUCUUUAUAGCUUUUGUAAUAAUCGUAGAACAACCCUACCUUUGGAUUUUUUUAAAUAAUUUAUUUUAAGACACCUGUUAUUAUAACAUAUUAUAACGGUUAACAAGCCCAUCCUGUUCGAAAUCGCCACCCUUUUACCCAGCCUGCCCAAACCUACAAGUAUGAAUUGUCAAAAGUAAGACUGAAAAAAAUCGUUUACUCAGGUUGAAUCAUCAAUAUUAGCGACAAGGAAAAUUGUCUUCCGCGUAAAUUAAAGAUUAAUUUCGCUUGUGAUAGUGUAUUCUUAUAAAUUAAACAAAUCUUUAUACGAAAUUAUUAAAACUGUGUGAACUUAAAUAAGAGUAAAUGGAAGAAUUGUGGCAUAAAGCGUGCAAUCACUUCGCUGUCCCUGAGGAUGUGGCCAAAAGCUGGUACACACGCAUAUAUCAGCGACUUAAUGAAAGUCAUUCUAAACGUUACUAUCAUAAUUGGAAUGAAAUGAUGCAGCAUAAACGCGAACACUUGCUGCAUUGUAAGCCUGCCUUGGUUUUGGCCGCAUUUUUCCAAUAUUACUCAUAUGAUGGCAUUCAGCCUUGUGCUAAAGAAAAUUGUGCAGCAUUUGAAGAAUUUUGUUGCGAUGCAUCGUUGGAUGAUCAAGAGUCCAAAAACUCAAUAUUAAAACUUUUGGGCGACAAAUCUGUGGAAAAUGAACUAGAAACCACCUUUGAAGACGACGCUAACUUUCUGCAGGAUUUGGAUUUGGUCAUAUUAGCUGCCAGUAGUGAGAACUAUAAACGUUACUGCCAAUUACUUCGUAACGAAUAUGAGCAUAUGAGCGACGUGGAUUAUAAAAAUAUGCGUUUGAAGGUGCUGCAAACAUUACUAAGCAUACCAAAUAUUUUUUCAACAACGGAAUUUCAAACACGCUAUGAAGCUGCAGCUCGUGCUAAUAUGAAAGAUGAAAUAAGCACCCUUAAAGUAUAAUCGUUUAUAAAAUUGUCGGUUUUAGUGAUUUAAUUUCCGGAAAAUUCGACUUUCAGAUCUGUACGUAAUAUUUGAUGAAUUUCGAAAUUAGAAAUAUGUAAACGCGUUGGCUUUAUUAUUUCAUGAUAUAUU
Messenger RNA from Bactrocera tryoni, 1353 nucleotides. RefSeq lists its product as uncharacterized. The transcript has 4 exons. The record is from RefSeq and is a predicted model, not a curated record. Bases 604 to 1221 code for a protein of 205 amino acids. Lineage: Eukaryota; Metazoa; Arthropoda; Insecta; Diptera; Tephritidae.